AUGUCAGAGGUAACCGAUCCGAAGAAGUGCCUGAAGUGUAAGGGCGGCGGUCAGAUUCUGCAAUCCUUCAACUUCAUGAACAUGACAAUGCCACUCAGCUGUGGUCCAGAGGAGCUGGCCGAAAGAUCACUGCAAGUUUUUGUGUCUAUGAUCUCUGUGGAAGGAAAGAACAAAGUAAGGCAAUUACCUCUCCAAUGUGAUUCAUGUGGAGGGGCUGGUUGGACCGUCCCUUGCCAAGCAUGUACCUUUGCUGCAGUGAGUGAGCAAUUCUCAGCCACUGUUCUACUCAGGAUCGUGCAGAGACGCCAAGGGCAAGGCGUCCAGAUUCAAGUGUUGCGCUUUGGUCCGAUGACACAGCAAGUCCAAGUGAAGUGUAGCGAUUGCCAUGGUUGGGGCAAGCUGGCGGCAGCUCGCCAGUCGCCUACAAAGCGCAAGCGCGUUGAUGACAUGACUGUGGUAGAAAUGAAAGAAGAAUUGCGGAAGAUGAAGCGCAAAGUCACCGGGAACAAGGCAGAGCUCCAGGAACGGCUCGGAGAAGUCUUUGAGACCAAUGACCGCGGUUGGGUGAGACGUGGUGCCUCCGCGUUUUCAACCAUCGGGUAUUUGGAAAGUGGUACCUUUCGGGACGUCUACAUGGGGACGUACACUAAAGGGCCAAGGAAGAAUUUGAAAGGUGUCUACAAAGUCUUCAAGGACAAGAAGGCAGAAGUGCUCAUUCACGAGGAUUUGAAGGCAGUUGAAGAAGCAGGUCGUAUCAUCAAAGCCUUCAACGAGCACAAUGACCUUUACAUAGGCAGCACAGCAAGACGCCGUGUGUACCUCAACCAGCCAGAGGUUUGGUCUUUGACAAGUGGCCGGCAAGUUCUGGUUGAACCUUUCAUUGAUGGCACCUACGCCAAGUUCAACUCCAACAGUGGUUGGGUGAAUGAAGGCUACAAUAUGAUGCAGGCUUUGUCGCAUUUCUCAUAUCAUUUUACCAAUGGUCAGCACUUACUUUGUGACCUACAAGGCGGUGGCUAUGAUACCCACUACGUCCUCACCGAUCCAGCCGUCCUGUCCAUGAAGCAGGAAUUUGGUGCGACGGAUGGGGGAAAGAAAAUGAUGGAGAACUUCUUUGCACAUCAUGUGUGCAAUGAGUAUUGCCAUCGGAGCUGGCGACGAAUGGAACGACCUAAAGUGUCGCCUUCUCUAUCGCUUCUUCGAGAUGAUUCUGCAGCACGAGAGGGAGGCUACCUGCCACUGUGGCAUGAACAUGUCGUGUACGAUUCCAAUGCCACCGAAUUCAGCACCCAGGUCGGAAUCGGCCCUUUGCCAAAUGAGGAGGGCCGUGAGGGGACUGCGAUGGACUGA
Molecule: messenger RNA, 1350 nt
Organism: Cladocopium goreaui
Lineage: Eukaryota; Dinophyceae; Suessiales; Symbiodiniaceae
Source: the annotation of a GenBank genome assembly